Messenger RNA from Lagenorhynchus albirostris (white-beaked dolphin), 3466 nucleotides. It is a transcript of the gene SMC5, whose product is annotated as structural maintenance of chromosomes 5. Bases 63 to 3383 code for a protein of 1106 amino acids. Gene Ontology annotation, cellular component: Smc5-Smc6 complex. The transcript has 25 exons. Gene Ontology annotation, biological process: double-strand break repair via homologous recombination. Lineage: Eukaryota; Metazoa; Chordata; Mammalia; Artiodactyla; Delphinidae. The record is from RefSeq and is a predicted model, not a curated record. Gene Ontology annotation, molecular function: ATP binding; ATP hydrolysis activity.
GGAGCGUCGGAGCUGCGGGUCUGUGGGAACGGAAGCCACAGCCAGGAAGAGAGGCAGCCAGAAUGGCGACUCCGAGCAGGAAAACGUCCACCCCAAGUCCCCUGGCCCCCAAGAGAGCUUUCCCGAGAGAUCCCUCGUCGGAAGUCCCGAACAAGAAAAAGAGUUCGGCCCCACCGGCGGCGCUGCCGCCACUGCCGCUGCAGUCGUCCGGGCCUUUCGUUGAAGGCUCUAUCGUCCGCAUCGCUAUGGAGAACUUCCUAACAUAUGAUAUCUGUGAAGUAUCUCCUGGGCCCCACUUGAAUAUGAUUAUUGGAGCUAAUGGAACAGGGAAGUCCAGCAUCGUGUGUGCCAUUUGCCUUGGAUUAGCAGGCAAACCUGCUUUCAUGGGACGGGCAGAUAAGGUUGGCUUUUUUGUGAAGAGAGGAUGUUCCAAAGGCAUGGUUGAAAUUGAAUUGUUCAGGACUUCUGGAAAUCUUGUAAUCACUCGUGAGAUUGAUGUGGCAAAAAAUCAGUCCUUUUGGUUCAUCAACAAAAAAUCUACAACUCAGAAAGUAGUAGAAGAGCAGGUUGCAGCCUUAAAUAUUCAAGUGGGCAAUCUUUGCCAGUUUCUACCUCAGGAUAAAGUUGGAGAAUUUGCUAAACUCAGUAAAAUUGAACUCCUUGAAGCUACUGAGAAGUCAAUUGGUCCUCCAGAAAUGCACAAAUACCACUGUGAACUCAAAAACUUCAGGGAGAAAGAAAAACAACUAGAGACCUCAUGCAAAGAGAAAACUGAAUAUCUAGAGAAGAUGAUUCAGAGGAAUGAAAGAUAUAAACAAGAUGUGGAGAGGUUCUAUGAACGUAAGCGACAUUUAGAUUUGAUUGAGAUGCUUGAAGCAAAAAGGCCAUGGGUGGAAUAUGAAAAUGUUCGUCAGGACUAUGAAGAAGUAAAACUAGCUCGGGACCGAGCAAAGGAAGAAGUCAGGAAACUUAAAGAAGGGCAGAUUCCUAUAACACAACGCAUUGAAGAAAUUGAAAGGCAGCGUCACAAUUUGGAGGCUCGAAUCAAAGAGAAGGCAACAGAUAUUAAGGAGACAUCUCAAAAAUGCAAACAAAAGCAAGAUGUUAUAGAAAGGAAAGAUAAACAUAUUGAGGACCUUCAGCAGGCUUUAACAGUAAAACAAAAUGAAGAGCAUGAUCGACAGAGGAGAAUAAGUAAUACCCGCAAAAUGAUAGAAGAUUUGCAAAAUGAACUGAAGACCACAGAAAACUGUGAGAACCUUCAACCCCAAAUUGAUGCCAUUACAAAUGAUCUGAGACGAGUUCAAGAUGAAAAGGCAUUAUGUGAAGGCGAGAUAAUUGAUAAGCGUAGAGAGAGGGAAACUCUAGAGAAGGAGAAGAGGAGUGUGGAUGAUCAUAUUGUGCGUUUUGACAACCUUAUGAAUCAAAAGGAAGAUAAGCUGAGACAGAGAUACCGUGAUACAUAUGAUGCUGUUUUAUGGCUGAGAAAUAACAGAGACAAAUUUAAGCAAAGAGUCUGUGAACCCAUAAUGCUCACGAUCAAUAUGAAAGAUAACAAAAAUGCCAAAUAUAUUGAAAAUCAUAUUCCAUCAAAUGACUUGAGAGCUUUUGUGUUUGAAAGUCAAGAAGAUAUGGAGGUUUUCCUCAAAGAGGUUCGUGACCAUAAAAAAUUAAGAGUGAAUGCUGUUAUUGCUCCUAAGAGUUCAUAUGCAGACAAAGCACCUUCACGACCAUUGAAUGAACUUAAACAAUAUGGAUUUUUCUCUUAUUUGCGAGAGUUAUUUGAUGCACCUGAUCCUGUCAUGAGUUACCUCUGCUGCCAGUAUCACAUUCAUGAAGUUCCUGUAGGAACUGAAAGAACCAGAGAAAGAAUUGAACGGGUAAUACAAGAAACCCGAUUAAAACAAAUUUAUACAGCAGAAGAAAAGUUUGUGGUGAAAACUUCUUUUUAUUCAAACAAAGUUAUUUCUAGUAACACAUCCCUAAAAGUAGCCCAGUUUCUCACAGUCACUGUGGAUCUAGAGCAAAGACGACACUUAGAAGAACAGCUAAAGGAAAUUAAUAGAAAAUUGCAAGCAGUAGAAUCAGGGUUGAUUGCCUUACGUGAGACAAACAAACAUCUAGAACACAAAGAUAAUGAACUUAGACAAAAGAAGAAGGAGCUUCUUGAAAGGAAAACCAAGAAAAGACAACUGGAACAAAAAAUUAGUUCCAAACUAGGAAGUUUAAAGCUGAUGGAACAGGAUACUUGCAACCUUGAAGAGGAAGAACGAAAAGCAAGCACCAAAAUCAAAGAAAUAAAUGUUCAAAAAGCCAAACUUGUUACUGAAUUAACAAACCUGAUAAAGAUUUGUACUUCUUUGCAUAUACAAAAAGUAGAUUUAAUUCUUCAAAAUACUACAGUGAUCUCCGAGAAGAACAAAUUAGAAUCAGAUUAUAUGGCUGCUUCAUCACAGCUACGUCUCACAGAGCAACAUUUCAUCGAGUUGGAUGAAAGUAGACAGAGAUUAUUGCAGAAAUGCAGGGAACUUAUGAAGCGAGCCAGGCAAGUAUGUAACCUGGGUGCAGAGCAGACCAUUCCUCAAGAAUAUCAGACACAAGUACCCACCAUUCCAAAUGGACACAACUCCUCACCCCCCAUGGCUUUCCAAGAUCUUCCAAACACCUUGGAUGAAAUUGAUGCUUUAUUAACUGAAGAAAGAUCAAGAGCUUCUUGCUUCACAGGACUGAAUCCUACAGUUGUUGAGGAGUACACAAAAAGAGAAGAAGAAAUAGAGCAAUUAACUGAGGAACUAAAGAUAAAGAAUGUUGAACUGGAUAAAUAUAGGGAAAACAUUUCACAGGUAAAAGAAAGGUGGCUGAAUCCUUUAAAAGAGCUGGUAGAAAAAAUUAAUGAAAAAUUUAGCAAUUUUUUUAGUUCCAUGCAGUGUGCUGGUGAAAUUGAUCUCCAUACAGAAAAUGAGGAAGACUAUGAUAAAUAUGGAAUUCGAAUCAGAGUCAAAUUUCGCAGUAGCACUCAACUACAUGAAUUAACUCCUCAUCAUCAAAGUGGAGGUGAAAGAAGCGUUUCUACCAUGUUAUACUUGAUGGCACUUCAGGAGCUUAAUAGAUGUCCAUUCAGAGUAGUUGAUGAAAUCAAUCAGGGAAUGGACCCAAUCAAUGAACGGAGAGUGUUUGAAAUGGUUGUAAAUACUGCUUGUAAAGAAAACACAUCUCAGUAUUUCUUUAUUACACCAAAGCUCCUGCAAAAUCUUCCUUACAAUGAAAAGAUGACGGUGUUAUUUGUCUACAAUGGUCCUCAUAUGCUAGAACCAAACAGAUGGAAUUUAAAGGCUUUCCAAAGGAGGCGGCGCCGUAUUACAUUCACUCAGCCUUCUCAAUAAAAGUAAAGGGCAAGAACUUUGGGACUUUUCUGUUAAAUCCUGUAUAUAAGUGUGGCUCAACUGAAUAAAAGUUAGGAGAUUCA